GAAUAUAUUGGCAUUUCCAUUUGGUUGCGGCCACCGUUCCGAAAUGAGUUCCUCCAAUUCAGCAAUAUCUAUGGAUCGCCGUACCGUUGGGCGUAACAAUCGAGAGGGAGGAAUUCCCAGAAAAUGCCACUGUGGGGCUCCACCAAUCGUACGGAAUUCUUUGGGCAGAGAGUACCCGGGAAGGAGAUAUUACACAUGCGAAAUGGGUGAGGAUGGUGGGGCUCACAUAGGGAAAUGGUGGGAUGAGGCGAUGAUGGAGGAAGCAACAAUUCUGAUGUUGGAGAUGGAGGACGAGACGGAUAGGAUGCAGCGGAGCAAGAUUGAGAAGAUUCGGAAAAAUAUCCAGACACAUAGAGAGGAGAUGGAACACUUGUAUGACCUACAUGGAGAGCAUCAGACAGCAGUGGCAAUGAUGAAGGAGGUCAUCGUGAAGAAGAGCGAUGUAAUGGGAGUAAAAGCAAUGAAGGCAGAAAUCGCGAAGAAGAGCGACGGGAUAGCAGUUGAGCUGAGAAACAUGUUCUUAAGUAGUGUCCAGUUGGAUGGCAACUAAUAACCCGUAAACGUUUUCCUGGAUUGAAGUAACCUCAUUUUCUCAUGGCUUGAAGUUACAUCAUAAUUAGUAGUAAACUCCGAAAUGUUCA
Arabidopsis arenosa is the source of this 641-nucleotide messenger RNA. The record is from the annotation of a GenBank genome assembly. NCBI's taxonomy places the organism in Eukaryota, Viridiplantae, Streptophyta, Magnoliopsida, Brassicales, Brassicaceae.